This is a messenger RNA of Empidonax traillii (willow flycatcher), 1195 nucleotides long. It is a transcript of the gene ATL1, whose product is annotated as atlastin GTPase 1. The record is from RefSeq and is a predicted model, not a curated record. NCBI's taxonomy places the organism in Eukaryota, Metazoa, Chordata, Aves, Passeriformes, Tyrannidae. The transcript is spliced from 11 exons. The coding region runs from base 78 to 1133 and encodes 351 amino acids. Gene Ontology annotation, biological process: protein homooligomerization; endoplasmic reticulum organization. Gene Ontology annotation, molecular function: GTPase activity; GTP binding.
CCGCCGCCGCCGCCGCAGCCCCGCCAGACGCAGCGCGGCUCGGAGCGCGCACGGAGCCUCCUCCCGCAGCCGCCGCCAUGGCCCGGAACCGCCGGGACAGGAGCAGCUGGGGCAGCUUUGCAGACAAGACCUACGAGUGGAGCUCUGAGGAGGAGGAAUCCGUGAGGAAGGCAGGGCCGGUGCAGGUGCUCAUUGUCAAGGAUGACCACUCCUUUGAGCUGGAUGAGGCCGCCCUGAACCGCAUCCUGCUCUCCGAGGCCGUCAGGGACAAGGAGGUCGUGGCCGUGUCCGUGGCCGGAGCUUUCCGGAAAGGGAAGUCGUUCCUGAUGGAUUUCAUGCUGCGUUACAUGUACAACAAGGAUGCUGUGGACUGGCUUGGAGAUUACAACGAGCCCCUGACCGGUUUCUCCUGGAGAGGAGGGUCCGAGCGGGAGACCACCGGCAUUCAGAUAUGGAGCGAGGUUUUCCUGGUGGACAAGCCCGACGGGACAAAGGUCGCGGUGCUGCUGAUGGACACGCAGGGGACCUUUGACAGCCAGUCCACCCUGAGGGACUCUGCCACCGUGUUUGCCCUCAGCACGAUGAUCAGCUCCAUCCAGGUUUAUAACUUGUCCCAGAAUGUGCAGGAGGAUGAUCUGCAGCACUUACAGCUUUUCACCGAGUACGGCCGGCUGGCCAUGGAGGAGACAUUCCAGAAGCCUUUCCAGUCCCUUAUAUUCCUGGUUCGUGACUGGAGCUUCCCCUAUGAAUUUUCCUAUGGAUCUGAUGGCGGUGCAAGAUUUUUGGAGAAGCGGCUGAAGGUCUCGGGAAAUCAGCAUGAGGAGCUGCAGAACGUCAGGAAGCACAUCCAUUCCUGCUUCACCAAAAUCUCCUGCUUCCUCUUACCUCACCCCGGCCUCAAAGUCGCCACCAACCCCAACUUCGACGGGAAGCUGAAAGAAAUAGACGACGAGUUCAUCAAGAACUUGAAGAUUUUGAUUCCUUGGCUUCUUAGUCCCGAGAGCCUGGAUGGAAGCACCAACGAGGCCUUGUACAAGCUGUACAGCGCGGCCGCCACCCACCGGCACCUGUACCAGCACGCCUUCCCCGCGCCGCGCUCCGAGCCCGACGGCCCCGACAGGAAGAAGGUGUAAAAUCAAACAAGCCCGGCACGUUCCCGUCGAUGCAUGAGGGAGGCGCUGCCGCCUCCUCGGAU